CUGAGCGGGUGCGGAAUACCAAACCCACACCAGUAAUCGAUUUCACAGAAGUUUUAUCGUCCGACGGCGUUUACUCGGGUCGUCUUCCUCGUCUCCCUCCCCUCCGUUCCCCCUACCAAAAUCCUUCCCUCACGAGCUUUGGAUGACCAGAAGCAGUUGAGCACGAGGAAGCCGAGGGUGGAAUCCAAGGGCGAAAGCCCCGCGGCUUGUGUUAUUAACCUAACUCAGCUUAUGUGGAGAGAUACCCUCGCGCCUCCACCGCCGUCUGCUGAUCGAGAUGGACGGCAAUGAUGACGCCUCCACGCCGCGGAAGGUGCUCUGGCGUUCCGCCUCCUGGUCAGGCGGUUCGUCUUUGGUGCCCCAAGGAAAGCCCCCGAAACCCUCCCGGCCGCUCCCGCCACUUUCUAUCUCCCGCCGUGGGGCUAUCACCGGCUGGCCUUGCCCUGCCUCUGAUGACUCCGGACACCCGCCAGCCACCCCAUCGUCUUCCACCACUGACGAUUACCUUGAGUGCUCCCGCGUGGCCGACCACGUCUAUUUAGGCAGCGAGGCCGCCGCGCGUGACCGGGAGGCGUUGCGGAGACAUGGUAUAACGCACGUGCUCAACUGCGUGGGCGGUGUUUGUCCGGAGUGCUUCCGCGGCGAUCUCGUGUACAAGACGCUGUGGCUCCACGACUCUCCUGCUGAAGACAUCGCCUCCGUCUUCUAUGACGCCUUCGAUUACCUGGAGGAGGUCCGCGCGGCCCGCCCACCGGCCCGAGUGCUGGUUCACUGCCGCCGCGGUGCUUCCCGAUCCGCCGCACUCGUCAUCGCCUACCUUAUGUGGCGCCACGCCCAGCCAUUCGACGAUGCCCUCCGCGCGGUCCGCUCAGCGCGAGCAGCGGCUGAUCCCAACCUAGGGUUUGCCUCCCAGCUCCUCCAGUGUCAGGCUAGGGUUCUCUUGUCGCCCUCCUCUUCUGGUUUCCGCGCCUACCGCAUGGCUCCUCACUCAUCCUUCGAUCCCUUUCAUCUCGUCCCGAAAUCGGUCUCCGGCCCCGUUUGUCUUGAUUCUCGUGGCGCUUUUAUUGUCCAUGUCCCAACUGCCGUCUUCGUCUGGCUCGGCCGAGCUUGCGAUCCGGCCAUGGCUGAGGCGGCCGCAUCCGCCGCCCGCCAGGUUGUGCGAUAUGAGCGCGCUCGGGGGCCUAUUCUCACCGUCAACGAAGGUUCCGAGCCUCCUGAUUUCUGGGGCAAAGACCUCUCUGCAGGGGGGGAGGUUGGGAAGCGAAGGGUUGAUCUCUACGAUCUCGAUUUUGAAAUCUUUCGCCAGGCGCUGAAGGGUGAAGUCGUGCCAUCAUUUCCCUUGCCGAUGAAUGGGGCCCCGGCUAGGCGGGAAGCAAAUGAUGAAGAAGAUGGUGAGGCGAGCUCCUCCACUCCGUCAUCCUUGUCGGCUGAAACUUCUUCGAGCAUCACUUCCUUUUCUCCGGCCUCAACCUCUUCAUCCGACGGGUACAAUUCCUCGCCAUCAUCCUCCCCUGUGGCUGAAUCCCAGAAGGCUCUGCUACCGUUGAACCUUGCUUCCAAGUUGCCACCUUUGCACCCUAGGAAGGGAAAGGAAAAAGAACUUUCUAUGUCGCAGUCUCUUGCAGGUCGCAGAAGUGAAUCCGCUCCGUUCUCUCCUGGUCAUGCAGUUCGAGAGUGGUGUCUGUCUCAUCUUGCAUCUAAAGUGGAAGAAUUCCAGAAGAGCAUGGAGUCUGAUUCGGUGCGAUUGGGUACUGCAGAGGUUGAUGAGGACGUUGGUACUAGCGAUUGCUGUUUUGUAAGUCAUCCCCUUCUUUUCCAGUGGCCUGGGAUGGACAAGGUGGAAGAAAUUCAUCGUGGGGCACUUGACUCGAGCUCAGUGUUCUUGCUGCUAGCACCUAAUUCCAGUUCAUGCAGGAGGAGGCCAAAGACAAAUGUUCUCUAUGUGUGGUUAGGAAGGAACAGCAGCUCAGUCAACCUUGGCCCCUUCUCUGAAUCAAGUGAAGAAGGAGGUGCUAAAAAUGUUAAAUGGGAUGAGAUCACCACCGAUUUUAUUGAUCAACUGGGGCUCCCAGUUCGUAUUACUGUACAGAUAGUUAAAGAGGGAGAGGAGCCAGAGCAGUUCUUAACUCAUCUCUUUUCUUUUCACAAGAGAACAGAAAGCAGACAUGAAUCAGGUGAAUGAGAGACAAAUAUUUGAGAUAAGUUAGAUGAUUUCUGAUACAGAACAAACAGCUUGAAGAUGAUUUUGGCUGUUUUUGUGAAGGAUAAGGUGCCUGUAACUAUGGCUCUGGCACAUAUGAUCUUGUUGCAGGCCUCCAAUGGAGUAUAAGGUAUCAUUCUGUAUCUAAGCCUAUAAGGUGAAGAUAGGAGGUUUGUUCUAAUUAAUUUUAAUCAAAAUAACAAUGGUUUACUAUGAUAUUUCUUGUUUUUUUUUUUGUUUAAUUUGUGUGAAGAAAAAGUAGAUUUUGGCAAUGAGUUCUGACUUUAGACCUCUUAUAGACUCUUCACUUGAAAGUGAUUGGAUUAGAGAUGCCUUAUAAGAUCAUGAAGA
Molecule: messenger RNA, 2551 nt
Organism: Dendrobium catenatum
Lineage: Eukaryota; Viridiplantae; Streptophyta; Magnoliopsida; Asparagales; Orchidaceae
Product: protein-tyrosine-phosphatase MKP1
Exons: 2
Coding region: 278-2182 (634 amino acids)
Biological process (GO): protein dephosphorylation
Molecular function (GO): actin filament binding; protein tyrosine/serine/threonine phosphatase activity
Source: RefSeq, a predicted model, not a curated record